This is a messenger RNA of Diabrotica balteata, 1920 nucleotides long. The record is from the annotation of a GenBank genome assembly. Lineage: Eukaryota; Metazoa; Arthropoda; Insecta; Coleoptera; Chrysomelidae.
AGUGUGCAGUACGCUAGUGAGCAGAAAAUACGUAAAUAAUUCAGCUACGCACAAUAUCAAAGUUUUCAUUACGAUAAUAAACAAAAAGUGUGAAGUCGUGGUUGAGGUUAAGAAAUAUUUUAGCUUACUCUCCAUUUGUACUACUAAUCACACCUAUCAGCAAAAGUGUUUUUAUAGCGGGAAAGUACUCGAGUUAAACCCUUUGUUUGGAGUGGGAUUUGUUCGGUGAUAAAAAUAAGUUUAAAAUAUCGAAGUACCAAAGUUCCGUUCAUUGCACAUCGUUACCGCGAAAUGAACUAUGACAAAUCAAAAACAGUCUUCGAAUUCGUACGGAGCCACCAUUCACAGUAGUACCUUGCAAGAGGUUAAGUAUAUACCUAGUGCAGUAGGAAAUGUAGAGACGGGUCAAGCGUUUAAGCCUGAGCAGACUGAGCCGAAGAAGAAGGAUACUUUGUUCCUCUACUUCGUAGUAUUAACAGGAUGCAUGCCCAUAAUAGUAGGCGGCGGAUCCUUCGUAUGGACCUCCCCGGCGAUCCCCAAGCUUCAGCUGAAUCAACAGCGAAGAGAAUCCCAUAGGUAGACCCAUAACUACCACGGAAGUGUCAAUGAUAGCAGGUCUUCCGCCACUUAUGAUGCUGCUUGGAUCCCUUCUCUUAGGAAGACUUUCUCAAAUAAUAGGUCCUAAGAAGUGUCUGCAAGUUAUUGGACUGGGAAUUUUUGUCUCCGCAGUUAUAAUAGCUUUUAGUACAAAAGUAAUAUUAAUUGUAGUAUUUAGGUGUUUUUUGUAUAUGUUUUAUAACGGUACCUUGACAGUUUUUCCCGUUUAUAUAACUGAAAUUUGUGAGGAUCAUAAUCGAGCUAAAUAUGGUUGUCUAUCGAUGGUGUUUUUACCAUUAGGGAAUUUGUACAGUUAUAUUUUAGGUUCGUUUUUUUCUUUAAAAUGUUACUCUCUUCUACUAGCAGCUCCUGCAGCUUACUUUUUAAUUUUUUUCUUCUUUGUUCCCGAAUCGCCAGUAUAUUCGUUAUCGAGAGGAAGGAGGAAAGAAUGCGAAGAGACCUUAACAAAGUUGCGAAGCAAUAAGACUGAAAAAGAAAUACAACACGAUAUUCAAAAACUUGAAGAUACUCUUAAAGAAAAAGAAAAUGCCAAAAGUGGUAAUAUUUUCCAGAUUUUUAGUACAAAAGAGCUACGUUUCGCGAUGGUACUAGCUCUUGGACCAGUUUUGGUGCAGAAUUUGUCAGGUGUGACAAUAGUCAUGGCUUUCAUGGCACCUAUCUUCAACGCCGCUGGUUUUUCGGGCAAUUAUAUGUCCAUAAUUGUAGGCUGUAUAAAAGUUAGCACUAUCACACUGACUUCAUUAGUUGUAGAACGAACUGGAAGACGGCCGAUGCUCUUGAUAUCAUCGAUAGGCACAGGCAUACCCCUCCUAAUUCUCGGCUUCUUCUUUUAUUUAAAACAUAUAAACUCCCCACUCGUACCCAGUAUACAGUUUCUUCCGCUAGUUUGCAUAGUAUGCAACGUUAUUAUGUACGCCCUGGGCCUGGGAUCAAUUCCUAUGGCCAUCAUGGGAGAACUUUUUACUCCAGAUAUGAGAGCAGCUGCGGUGUCAGUAGUGACAGCCGCUAUGGGGCUCUGCAUAUUUGUCACAACCUCCUCCUAUCCCUUCAUGGAAGAGAUGUUAGGAAUACAUUGGUGCGUUUGGCUGUACUGUUGUAUCUGCUUCGUCGGUGCUACCUUUAUUUACUUUAUGAUACCCGAAACUAAGGGAAAAAGUAUACCAGAAAUACAAGAGUACCUGAGAACUAGAAAAAUGUGAUUAUUAUGUUUUGUAUUAGCAAAUUUGUAUUUUUUUAUAAAAUGUUGUUUUUGUACUUAAGAAACUGACGAUAAUGUUUAUGUAAAUAUAAGAUUUUUUAUAU